Phalaenopsis equestris is the source of this 3458-nucleotide messenger RNA. RefSeq names its product nucleolar protein 6. The transcript has 25 exons. Gene Ontology annotation, cellular component: UTP-C complex; CURI complex; small-subunit processome. Gene Ontology annotation, biological process: tRNA export from nucleus; rRNA processing. The coding region runs from base 203 to 3343 and encodes 1046 amino acids. The record is from RefSeq and is a predicted model, not a curated record. NCBI's taxonomy places the organism in Eukaryota, Viridiplantae, Streptophyta, Magnoliopsida, Asparagales, Orchidaceae.
UCGCCCUCCCUUUGUUCCCAAAACCCUCGCCUAUGUCCCUUCGCCCACUACCGGUUUCGUCCAAAACCAUCGCCUGCAUGACCACCUCGCGAUACAGUCGCAAUUAGGGUUAGCUGGGAAGCCAACGAGGGGAUCGCCUUCACUGAAUAGGACGGUAACCGGCGUGAAAAAACGACAGCUUUGAAGGAAAUUUGGAGCAGCUAUGGUGCCCGAGACAGAGUCCAUGGAUUUCAAAGUUGGGGAGCUCUUGAAAGACCUCCAGCUCGAUCCGUCGGCCUCCAAUGCCAUAGAUCGCGCCUUGUCUUCCAUUAUAGACUACAUAAACAACAUUCCCGUUCAGGAAGCGCGCGCAGAAUACGCCGCCGGGUUCCUCCGCGAUCUACGUGUGCCCUCCGAUAAGGUUAACUUCAUUUUCAAGAGCCCGGAAGCCAUCCGGAUCGCUGGCAGCUACUCUAUUGGAUGCGUUGCAAAGCCUGAUGUAAACGUCGACUUAUUAAUCCGUAUGCCCAAGGAGUGCUUCCAUGAGAAGGACUACUUGAACUACAGAUAUCAUGCUAAGAGGUGCAUUUAUCUGUGCGUGGUUGAGAAAAGUUUGAAGUCGUCUCCUCUGGUUCGGAAGAUUGAAUGGCGAACUUUCCGGAACGAGGCAAGGAAGCCUGUUAUUCAUUUGUAUCCAGUUAUAAAACAUGCGGAGCUCUCUGAGUUUUUCAUAAGGAUAAUACCUACUGCCUCUUCUGUGUUCGAUGGCUCAAGGUUGUCCAUUUCACGAAAUAAUGUUCGUGCAUUUAAUCAAAGUGACACUUCUAGAGCUACACCAUAUUACAACAGCAGCAUACUAGAGGACAUGUUUAUGGAAGAAAAUGCAGACUUUGUGAAGAACACUUUUAAUGGAUGGAACAGUUUGGGCGAUGCUUUGUUGUUGCUUAAAGUCUGGGCUCGGAAUAGAACUUCAAUUUACACACAUGAUUGCUUAAAUGGGUACUUGAUAUCCAUCAUCUUGUCCUACCUAGCAGGUGGGCCUGGAGGAAAUCAUAUCAACAAGUCAAUGAAGGCCAUGCUGAUAUUUCGUGUCACCUUGAAGUUUAUAUCUUCAAAUCUGUUGGCAAAGGGCCUCUCUCUUCGGCCUUUAACUCAGUCCAAGCCAUCCAAUGAGGAGAUGAUGAAUUGGCUUAAAGCAUUUCCUACUGUUCUGUACGAUGCAACUGGCCAUGCUAACUUGCUGUUCUGCCUGACUAAAACAGCGUUUGCUGAGCUUCAAGAUGAGGCUGCUUGGACAGUUAAUUGCAUUGACAAAUGUAGAGGUGGUGAAUUUGAAGAGAUUUUCAUGACCAAGGUUGACUUUGCGGCUAAAUUUGAUGCUUGUUUAAGAAUAAACUUUAAAGGAAACUCUAUAGUCAAUUCAUUUGAUUUUUGCUUGGAUGAUGAACGUUGGGGACUAGUUGAAAAGCAUGUGCAGUCCGUUCUGCAACAGGGAUUGAGUGAUAGAGCUAAAUUAAUCCGUGUGAUUUGGGGAAGUGCUCCUUCUAAUUGGAGUAUAAAAGAGGGUUUUGAAAAUUUUGGUAAAGAACCAAUGCUUGUUGGCUUUUUGUUGAACUCUGAAGAAAAGUGUUUUCGUGUUGUUGAUAUUGGUCCGCAUGCUGAGAACAAAGAGGAGGCUGCUAACUUUAGGAAAUUUUGGGGUGAAAAGGCAGAAUUGAGAAGAUUUAAGGAUGGAACAAUUGCUGAAAGCACAGUAUGGGAGUGUGCACCUUGGCAGAGACACCUCAUCAUGAAAAGAAUUACUGAAUAUGUUAUUUCUAAACAUUUUAUUUUGCCAAAAGAAGAUAUUCUAUAUGUGGUGGAUCAGCUUGAUUUCAGUCUUCAUCUGGGUGGUAAAGAUCCUAUAUCAUCCUCUACCAGUUUAUUGGAAGCAUUUGAGACUUUGUCAAAGCGCUUGCGUCUUUUAGAAGAUGUUCCUUUGAGAAUCUCAAGUGUACAGCCACUGGACGCAGCUUUCAGGCAAUCGGCUGUGUUUCCUCCUGAACCUCAUCCACUUAUUUAUGAGAAGGGUAUUGCCAAGACAUUACCAAAAUUUACUACUACUUGUAUCAAACCACUCACCGUUAUGAUUCAGUUAGAGGGAUCUGGGAACUGGCCAUCGGAUGCUGCGGUCAUUGAGAAGACUAAAGUCGCUUUCCUGCUAAAAAUUUGCGAAAGUCUUCAAGCUCGAUGGGGCAUGCUUUGCAGCGCAACAGAGUCUGAGGUGAAUGUCCUGGUGGAAGGAUAUGCUUUUUCUCUUAAAAUUCUUCAUGAAAGAAGCUUGCACUUGCUGGGAAACCAAGCUGGAAACGAUAUUAUAAAAAGUAAGAGAUAUAUAGAUGAGGAGUUGUUCUUACGUAGCCAGCACUCCAGUAUGAUUAAUGGCUUGAAUGGUCGGUAUCCAGCAUAUGGAUCUGUUGUCAGGCUAGCAAAGCGCUGGGUUUCUUCACACCUGUUUUCUUCUUUUGUUGAAGAGGAGGCGAUUGAGUUGAUAGUUGCCUAUCUCUUUCUGAGACCAUUUCCUUUCCAUGCUCCUUUGAGUCGUAUUACCGGAUUUCUGAGAUUCUUGCGCUUAACAUCAAAUUAUGAUUGGACCUUCUCUCCAUUGAUUAUUGACCUAAAUGAAGAUUUUAUUCCACAAGAUGAAUGGGAGAUUAAUGAGAACUUCUUGUCAUGCAGAAAAUCUUCUGAAGAGAAUAUGCAAAAUUUGGAAAGAGCAAUGUUCUUAGCUACCACAUAUGACAAGACAUCUAAAGCUUGGACUAAAUGUUUGCCAAAUGUUGAAACCCUUAGAAGAAUGGCCGCAUAUGCUCGAAGCAGUGCCGACCUCUUGACAAAAUUAAUUCUCCAAGGUCAAAAUGGUCCUUGCACUUGGGAGUGUUUAUUCCGUACACCGAUGAAUAACUAUGAUGCAGUCAUCGUUCUCCAUCGAGACAAACUUUCGUAUCCUCAACGCCUUCUUUUCCCCGCCUCCACCGUCCAUGGGAAACAUGUAAUUCAGGGAAGAGCAAGCAAGGAUUUCAAUCCUUUCAUUGAGGUUGGUGGUGCAGUACAAAGCUUUGAGGAUGUAAGAAGCAAGCUGCUGGUGAAUUUUGACCCAACUGUGUUCUUCCUGCAAGAUCUCAAGGAAGAAUUUCCUGAAACUUUUAAGAUAUGGUAUGACUCUCUCGGUGGGGAUGCAAUCGGCCUGACAUGGGAUUUGAAGAGACGCAAGCGGGAGAAUGAUGAGCAUGAGAUCAUAAAAAAACUUAAAGGUGUUGGAGAGGUUGGAAAAGGUUUUGUGAAGAGUGUAUAUUUUCUCAAAGCGCCUAAAUUGCAGGUUUAAUACUUGUAUUAGUUUUGCUUAGUAGGGUAUUUUAUUAUUAUUAUUAUUCGGCAGGAAAAUGAUGGCCUAUUCUUAUUUUUUGGGGUUUAGUAAAUUAUUGGUCCUUAUUGUUUUA